Klebsormidium nitens is the source of this 3011-nucleotide messenger RNA. The record is from the annotation of a GenBank genome assembly. NCBI's taxonomy places the organism in Eukaryota, Viridiplantae, Streptophyta, Klebsormidiophyceae, Klebsormidiales, Klebsormidiaceae.
AUGGCCGGAACGGCCAGGGGGGAUGGAUCUGAAUUCUGCACCGGGACGAUGGCGGCACCUCAUGAAUGCAGCCAGCUCCAGUUCCAGGCAUGUACCAAGCUGUCCAAACCACAUAAAGCCCAGGCUCUUCAUGGUGGACUCUGACAAGCCCAAGAAGUGGUGCUGAUGCUGCUGCUGGAUUCGCAUUUGUAGGGCACCUUGCCAGGUUCAGUUUACCUUCAAACUUCGCUCUAUUGCAUUGGUGGCAGGUGCUUUAGAGAGCCCCAAAUGUGCAUGUACUAGCCCUGCUGUGGAUCCAUAUGCCUCUGGAGUUUGUAGCUCCUUCGCUGAGGACCCUUUUGAUGCUCCUGUUGAUAUCCCACAUUGAUAUCUUUCGAGUGAGCUCACUUCUCAUCAUUCAGGAAACAAACCUCUUUGGCUAAGUGGGAGAAGAGUCUGAUUUGGAGCUGCUUGGCAUAUCUCAGCUCUAGGACGCUGGUUUCUGCGCUGUGCGCUGACCUCAGCUCGCACGCGCACCAUGGCGCCCAACUCCGAACCACAGGGCGUUCCCUUGGGGAACUACAAGGAGUCGCCGAAUGCUGGCCUCGAUGAUCCCCUGAUCCUCAAGGUUGGCUACCCGCCAAAGAGGACGUUCAAGGAGGAGGUCACAGAAUUUGUGGAGCAGGUCCACCCCCUGAAGAAGUACCAGAAGAAGGGACGAAGGUUGUCGCAGCAGGACAAGCUCAAGCUGGCGGCAUUCUAUGUCGCGCCCUGGCUGGAGUGGGUCACGUCGUACAAGCUGGAGUAUCUGCGUGGGGAUAUCGUCGGCGGACUCACGAUUGCAGUGAUGGCUGUGCCCCAGGAUCUAGCCUAUGCUGCACUGGCGAAGUUGCCGCCCGUCAACGGACUCUACACCAGUGUGUACCCCCCCCUCAUCUACGCAUGGUUUGGCAGUUCCCGCCACAUUGCGGUGGGGCCUGUGGCUGUGGUGUCUCUCCUAGUGGGGAGUCUUCUGCCCAAGAGGAUCGAUCCCAAGGCCUUCCCCACUCAGUACCUGGAACUGAGCUUCCUUAACACAUUCUUCGUCGGGAUCAUCCAAACAGCCCUGGGCUUUCUCCAGCUGGGUUUCGUCAUCGAGUUCCUGAGCCACUCUACGAUCGUCGGUUUCAUGGCGGGCGCAGCAGUGACGAUCGGAAUGUCGCAGCUGAAGAACUGGUUCGGCUACGUCACGUUUACCAACAAGACCAACAUCCAGUCCGUGAUUGGCUCUAUCGCGGAUCACCCGGAGCAGUUCAACUGGCAGACCUUCUGCAUCGGCCUCACCUUUUUGGUCCUCAUCCUGUUCUUCAAGCAAGUGGGUACCCGGUUCCGCCCCCUCUGGUGGAUCUCCCCAUUGGGCCCUCUGGUUUCUGUCAUCGCAUCGAUCCUGUUUGUCUACCUCACGCGUGUGGACAAGGACGGCGUACGCAUUGUCAAGAAGGUUCCGACGGGCAUGCCUCCCUCGUCCGUCCACCGGCUUCACUUCGGCGACACAAGCAAGGUUUUCGCUGACGCCCUCAUCUGCGCAUUUAUCGCCCUCACGGAGGCCAUCUCGAUCGGCACCACUUUUGCCACCAAGAACGGCUACCACAUCAACGGGAACCAGGAGAUGUUCGCUUUCGGCCUCAGCAAUCUCGUCGCCUCCAUAACCUCCGGCUACGUUGCAACAGGCUCCUUCUCGCGGUCCUCGGUGAACAACUACUGCGGCUCCAACACGCAGCUGACCGGUGUCAUCAUGCCCGCGUUCAUUAUCCUGGUCAUCCUGUGCAUUACGCCCUCCUUCUACUACCUGCCUCAGUGCGUCCUGUCCGUGAUCAUCAUCAGCGCCCUGUUUGGGCUCUUCGACUACAAGGCGGCGUGGCUCAUUUGGAAGACGGACAAGCUCGACUUCUGCUGCCUGCUGGGCGCCUUCUUCGGUGUCGUCUUCAAGUCGGUCGAGAUCGGCAUCCUCAUCGCCGUCGCCAUCUCCGUGGCCAAGCUCAUCUUCCAAGUCACUCGGCCCCACACAGCCAUCCUGGGGCGCAUUCCUGGGACCACGAUCUACCGGUCCACAGUACAGUACCCCGAGGCGUCUGCUCCGAGCGGCAUCCUCAUCUGGCGUAUCGACGCGCCCAUUUAUUUUGCCAACGCGCGCUACCUCAAGUCGCAAGCUCUGCGCCUUGUAGACAAUCAGACCGCCGAUGAGGAGGAGGCCGGCUUAAAGUCGAACCGCCUGCAGUUCUUUGUCAUGGACUUGGGCCCCGUUCUGAACGUCGACGUUUCGGCGGCGCUGAUCCUGGGGGAGCUCCACCGGGAUUUGCUCAAGCGGGGGGUGCGGUUGGUGCUCUCCAACCCGAACACGAGCACACUGUACCGUUUGGACGGGACGGGCGUCCUAGACGCGGUGGGCCGGGACUGGGUCUUUGUCCGGACGCACGAGGCGGUCAAGGUUUGCCAGGCCCUGGUCGAUAGCAACGGUGAUACACGGCAUGCGCAGUAAGCGGUAAAGAUGUUGGUUGCAAUCCCAGAGUAAAACUUUAUUGCGUCGAGACGGGCGCAGGUGCAGUUGUGGGCGGCUUGGGUGCCGCCUUGUAAUUCGUAAAAGAGGAAGCGGGACGGAUCUCGGGGAAGCUUCGUUUGGGGGAUCCCUCUCGUGAGGUACGAUUGAAUAGAUGUUCGGACGUUGUGUGUCUCAUCCUAGUCCGGAUUUGCAAAUGUGUCUCUACGAAUUAAGAGUCGUGUAGAUGCUACGAACACAACACGGACUGAGCUCCAUAGGAGCAAGAAGCAGACGAGAUCUGCUUUAGUACGUGAUGAUUUCAAAACAAGCCAAGAUUCAGUCUGCCGACCAGCCUGUACAUGCUACCUGAACAUUGGCAAUCCAGUUGAAAAAUUUCGAGUUGUUUCUCCUGAAUCCUACAGCCAAAAUUGCCGGCCAGUCAGGAACACGCCUGACGAUACUUAGCGGCAUCAUCCUUCUUUUAUGGAAAUGAUCCAAAUUACUUUCUAAUCAC